Messenger RNA from Lactuca virosa, 624 nucleotides. Lineage: Eukaryota; Viridiplantae; Streptophyta; Magnoliopsida; Asterales; Asteraceae. The record is from the annotation of a GenBank genome assembly.
AUGGGAGAACUUGUGUCUAAUUUUCUUUCAUCAACAUGGGGAAGAGAGGAUGCAGAUUCUUCAUGUUCAUCAGUAUCCACAGACAGAAAGAUUAGACUAUUCGGGUUUGAGCUUGAUCCUCUUAAAAAUGGCUCGAUGCUAAGCAAAGAAGGAUCAUUGUCCACCACAAUCUCUUGUGAGAAAGAGAAGUUCCCCAUGGCGAAUUCCAAAGAGACAAGGAAAUUCGAGUGCCAGUAUUGUUUCAAAGGGUUCGUAACCUCGCAAGCAUUGGGUGGUCAUCAGAACGCACAUAAAAGAGAAAGAAUGAAGAAGAAAAGGUUAUUGUUACAAGCUACAAAGGCCAACAUAAGUAGUUACCUCCAACCCUACGACCAAAUAAUCGAUAAUCAUGGGAUUAACAUCAAUUUCCAUGGCUAUAAUGCUCGUGCAUUUAACGAACCAAACAUUAGUUUUGGUUUGUAUGAAGAUGAUUUAUUAUCGUUUACGGAUACAAACAGCUUUGGAUACAUGCAUGCACGUAGGUCAAGAAGGAUGCUUUCUUCUUUACCAAACGAUUCAAAGCAAUCUUGUAAAAGUUUGGACCUUCAGUUGGCUUUAAGCUCGUAUGCCAGUGCCACCUUGUAA